Messenger RNA from Polyodon spathula (Mississippi paddlefish), 1294 nucleotides. Its product is annotated as orofacial cleft 1 candidate gene 1 protein homolog. The record is from RefSeq and is a predicted model, not a curated record. Lineage: Eukaryota; Metazoa; Chordata; Actinopteri; Acipenseriformes; Polyodontidae. The transcript has 10 exons. Bases 103 to 1185 code for a protein of 360 amino acids. Gene Ontology annotation, cellular component: perinuclear region of cytoplasm.
CAGACCUGCUACAGUUUCAACUAACGGGAUGUGAAGAGGAACUGGUGCAAUCCAGGUUUUACACCCGUAAAUAAUAAGAAACAUUCAACACCAUAUGAACAAAUGGAUGAGACUGGCUAUGAUAAGUUCCAGCAGAAGGCUCUGAAGCAAACUAAGCAGAAGAAAUCCAAGUCGGCUGAAUUUCUGAUGGGGGAAGAAGAGCGAGCCGCAGCAGAAGGCAUUGAAAAUCCUGCUUUUAACAUCAGCAAGAUAGACCUUUCAGCUUAUCAGGCUUCAGAAGGAAAAGAAAUUAAACAUGACAGGCAAGAUAGCAGCCUUGCAGCUCACCAACAAAAAAACGGGCUGCAAGCCCGUGCUGAACCAAGAGGAAAUGAACGCAGACAAAAUUACUUUGACCCACCGAUGGAUGAGAAAAUAAACCCAAGGCAGUGUGGGAUGGAGGUCAGCACAGAAGAUGAGUUGGAAUUAAGGUCAGUGAGAGAGGAUGAAAGAGAGUUCUAUAAAAAGCUGUCAAAGUUUUUUGAAGAAGAAGAUACAACAGUCAUAGACCUACCUGGUAUGAUUACAGAAGAGGUAAGAGCAGGUCCAGGAGUUCAGAAAUGCUCUGGAGUUUUCCCUGGUAUUGCAAGCCUGCGGCAGGAGGUUGAAGAUGAGGUGAUUCCUCAUUAUGUUGAGCAGUUCGAGAAAUGUGUGCAGGGUGACAUGAUCGCAGUUGGCAGCCUUUCACUGGAACAGGAAAUUGAUUUACAAGGGGAUCUUAACCAGCAGAAAAUAAGUAUAUUACAUGAUAAACUUUCUGUGGGUUUCCAAAGUGGAGAAAGCCAGUUGUUGAAAAAACACCAAGGUGACGUGAUUGCCAACUAUGGUGAACUUACUGAAACCAAGCCUAGGUCUGACAGAAUGCGAGGAAAGAAGUGGAAGGUUGAGUGGAGUAAAAGACCACAGCCUGUUGAAAUCCUGCUAUGGUGCCUUCGGGGUGUUAAAGACAAACUGCCUCAAGGAAGCGUCACCCUCAAGGUCUCACUUUACAACCGACUUGGAGGCUAUGCCCUUUACUGGUCCAAAGUAAAAGAACAACUCUGGGCUGGGACAACACAGCCAGUCCAACACAACGGGAACUUUUACAAUUUGGAGCUUCAGGUCAACCAGAGUGUGUACACUGUAAGCACAAGCUGUUUCACAUAAGUAAAAUCAUCAAGUAAUGGACACAUUUUGAUAAAUAUGUUUGUAUUCAAGAGGGGAAUGACAGGAUGUGAUGUGUGGUUCUGUGAUUCAUUCGAUAAGAUUCACUUUA